Messenger RNA from Erythranthe guttata (spotted monkey flower), 765 nucleotides. RefSeq lists its product as uncharacterized. The record is from RefSeq and is a predicted model, not a curated record. Gene Ontology annotation, molecular function: protein binding. Lineage: Eukaryota; Viridiplantae; Streptophyta; Magnoliopsida; Lamiales; Phrymaceae.
AUGGAUUGGCACUCUUGGUUAUCGAAAACAAAUCUCGAGCCAACAAUUGCGUACGAGUACGGCCAAGCAUUCAUUCGAAACGAGCUUCAAUUUGACGACAUAAACCACUUCAACCACGAGUUUCUCCAAAGCAUCGGAAUCUCCAUAGCCAAACACCGCCUAGAGAUUCUCAAGCUCGCCAGAAAGAAUACAAAGGGCUUUUCGAAACUCGUGUUGGCAAUGAACAAGAUCACUAGAAAACUCUUCGCCGCCAAAUCGGGCUUUCACGAAAAAAGCCCGCCCACAUUCCGGGCCUCGGGCGGGCUAUCACCUUACAAUCGGAGCCAAUGGAGCGGAUCACUAAAGAGAGUGAAUAAUAACAUUGGUGCAAAGGAAUAUUCCAAUAACUAUUGCAACAAUCAAGAUCAAAAGUACUCGAGAGAUGUUAGUACUACGACGACUAAUACGAGGAAUGUGAUGUGGUCGGGGCCUUUGGAGAGAAGGGUUUUGAUGACGUCAUGCAGGAGUAAUAGUGUUUCCGGUCCACUUGAUGGGAGGAUGCAAAUGUACCCGAAUUGGAGCCCGAUUGCUACGAGACGUAUUGUGGGGCCGGGCUUUAUUAGUAGAAGCCCGACUAUAUCCGGGCCUAUUGAUAGGUAUGGACUAAGCCCGAAAGUCAACUACUAUAACGGCGAAAAGCUUGGUUACGAAUACGACGACGAUGGUGGUGGUGAUGGGGUUCAAUCACUUUGGUCUUUGAUGUUUCAAGAUAUGAAACCAACUUAG